UGAGGGAGCACUGGGGACAGUGCCCACAAGGAGAGGCACCCACUGGUCGAGAGGAUCCUUCAGCUGCCUCCCUGCUCCAGGCUGGGGGCACCACAGACCCUGGGGACAUGGGUCCUGCUCUCCUGCUGCUGCUCACCACAGCUGGCAGCUGGCAAGGCUUGGCAUCCCCAGUGAUCAGCCCUGACCUCCCUGCUCUGGUUGUCAAUGUGGGUGAUCCAGUGACCUUGCACUGCUCAGGAGAGUCUCAAGUGGAAUGGAAAACACGAAAGGAGACAUUCAGCAACCACACGAGCAGCACUCUCAGUAUCCCCAAGGUCACUUACAGGGAUACAGGCACCUAUAAGUGUGUUUAUGUCAACAGCAGUGACAAUGGCAUUGCAACCAUGCAUCUGUUUGUGCGAGAUCCCAGUAACGUGUGGUACACCCCAACUUUCCGGAUCUCUGUGACCAAAGGUGGUGAUGCUGAGUUCCCCUGCCUCAUCACAGCCCCUGAGUAUGGAUCCAAUGUGACUCUCAUAACAGAUGAUGCCUCUCCUCUCACACCUGGAACCAACUAUUCUUUCAGUGCUGAGAAAGGAAUAACACUACACAAUGUGCACAGCAAGCAGAAGGGCUCUUACCGAUGCCAAGCAGUGGUAAAUGGAAAAAUAGAGCAGUCAUCAAGAAUAAGACUGAUUGUGGAAGAAGCCCCGGAGAAGCCUGUGUCAGUGAUGAUGGACCCUAUGGACCAUGUGAGAAUCGUGGGUGAACCUUUCACAGUCACUUGCAGAGUAAUUGCUCCUUCCCACAAGUAUGACAUCAGAUGGGUGACAGCAGCAAAGAGUGUCAGGACAACCAAAAAGCCCAGCUUUGAAAAUGAGAACUACUACAUCAGCGACACCCUGUCUGUCCCAGCAGUGACCAUGGAAGACAGUGGGAAAUACACUUGUAUAGCUAACAACUCAGCAGGAUUCAGGAGUGCCUCAACAAUGCUGCAGGUAGUAGAGAAUGGUUAUGUGUACCUGACUCCACUGCAAGCCACCAGCCAGGAAGUCACUUUGGGAGAAAGUCUGGAGCUUCAGGUCUAUAUUGAGGCUUACCCAAAACUUCUUCUCUGGGGCUGGGAGCACACAAACCCCUUGAAGAACUCUAGGAAUACCACAUUCAAGGAUCAAAUGAUCUCUGGAAACAACUGGUACAACAACACGCUCUUCCUGAACCGUCUGCAGGAAGGAGAGGGAGGUCUCUAUACCUUUCAUGCCCUCAACAGUGAGAUGAAUGCAUCAGUUACCUUCAGUAUCUCUGUGAAAUCUCCUCCAAGGGUCUGCAAAAUCAAGGUGCCAGCCAAUGACUCCAGCAUCCUCCAGUGCAUGGCCAUUGGCUACCCUGCCCCACGUCUUGAGUGGUACCAGUGCCCCAUCUACUCUGACAGAUACAAUGAGGACUACAGGUUGCUACUGAAUGACUCCAGUCCCCAGGUGGUGAACAUGUUGCCCUUCCAUGAGGUGGAAGUGGAGAGUGCCAUCCCCUUCCAGGAGCUGGGUGACAAUUUCACCUUCUGCUGUGUGGCCAUUAACAGAGAGGGGAAUGCUUCUGACAUGUUUCAUUCACUCACCAUCACCAGAAACAUCAUGGCCCCACCAAACAAGCUCUUCAGCCCCAUUCUCUACACCUGCAUAGGCACAUCGGGCCUGCUGCUCCUUCUACUCCUCUUCCUCCUCUACAAGUACAACCAGAAACCCAAAUACCAGAUACGGUGGAAGAUCAUUGAGGCCUGUGAAGGGAAUAACUACAUCUUUAUUGAUCCAACUCAGCUGCCAUACAAUGAAAAGUGGGAGUUUCCCAGGAAUAACCUACAGUUUGGAAAAACUCUUGGAGCAGGAGCUUUUGGAAAAGUGGUAGAAGCCACUGCUUUUGGCCUUGGCAAAGAAGAUUCGGUCCUCAAAGUGGCUGUGAAAAUGCUGAAGUCAUCAGCAGACACAGAUGAGCAGGAGGCUCUCAUGUCUGAGCUGAAGAUCAUGAGUCACUUGGGACACCACGAGAACAUUGUUAAUUUGCUGGGAGCAUGUACCAAUGGAGGCCCAAUCCUUGUCAUCACAGAGUACUGUCGCUAUGGAGAUCUGCUGAAUUUCCUGAGGAAGAAGGCUGAAUCCAUAAUUAUCCAGGAUUCUUCUCUGGACACCUCUUUAGACAGCACUGCUGACUACAAAAAUGUUGAUGUAGAGAAGAAAUACAUCCGGAGUGACAGUGGCUUCUCAAGCCAGGGUUUGGAAACCUAUGUUGAAAUGAGGCCUGUGUCAUCAUCAUCUUCAGCAUCAUCAGAUUCUGUGCUAGCCAGAGGGAAAAGCUCAGAGGAAGAUGAUGAAACCAGGGAGGAUCUCCGUCCCCUCAAUCUCUCUGACCUGCUACAGUUUUCCAGCCAGGUGGCCCAGGGCAUGGCAUUCCUUGCAUCAAAGAAUUGCAUCCACCGUGACCUGGCAGCCAGGAACGUGCUUGUCUCAGAUGGACGAGUAGCCAAGAUUUGUGACUUUGGCCUGGCCCGUGACAUCAUGAAUGACUCCAACUAUGUUGUAAAAGGCAAUGCCCGUCUGCCCGUGAAAUGGAUGGCUCCAGAGAGCAUCUUUGACUGCAUUUAUACAGUGCAGAGUGAUGUAUGGUCUUAUGGCAUCCUUCUCUGGGAGAUCUUCUCCCUUGGUAAAAGUCCAUAUCCUGGCAUGGUGGUGAACAGCAAAUUCUACAGCAUGGUGAAGCAGGGAUACCAGAUGGCCAGGCCUGACUUUGCUCCCUUGGAAAUGUACAGCAUCAUGCAGGCAUGCUGGAGCCUGGAGCCCACACAGAGACCCACCUUUGACCAAAUCUGCUGCUUUAUUCAGAAAGAACUGGAGGAGCACAAGGAGCAGGACUACAUCAACCUCCCCUCCACUGCUGAGGAAGACAGUGGCUGUGAUACCUCUGGCUGCUGUGAGGAGUCCUGCGAGCAAGAGGAGAGUGGUCAGCCCCUUCUCAAGAGCAACAACUAUCAGUUCUGUUAGCUGGGACCACCACCCUGGGGUAGAUUCCUGUCCUCCUGGCUCUGCAGAGCACAUGGUUCUGCUCUGCCCUAGGACAUGGACACCUUCUGCUUUGGCUCUCCUCUGUGCUUUCUGAAGUGUGAGUUUUACCAACUCCCUUGCUGAAAGGUUGGUGCUGGAGUGACUCAACACCACGACAACCUGGGGGUUCCCAAGGUCUUACCUCAACACAGCAUAGAGUUGCUAGGAUGAUAACUUGCUCCAUCUCUGCAAGGUACAGGGAAGUUCUGCACUGUUUGCCUCCCCACCUCCCAGAAGAGACUGAGGUGUUUGGUUUUCAUAGCAUUUCUAAAAAAAUAAAUAAAAAAGCUGCAGCCAAGUUAUAGACACUUCCAAAAGUCACUCAUGUGACUGAACCCUUGUUCUAUGAGCACUUCUUGAACCAAGUGCUGAAGCUGAAACUUCCACACAUGAGCAGCAGCCCUGUCUUGGUGGUCCAGCUCUCUUCCCUUUGUCAGUCUGACCCUGGAUGGUGCAGAGGCUUUAGCUGUAUCUAUCAUCAAAUAAUGCAUUAACCUCUACAUUUCCUCAUGCAGCCUUACCUCUCUGCAGCUGAUGCUUCUGCAGGGAUUGAGUGAACGAGCUGAGGUGACAACCCUAGGGUUCUGUGAACUUGCACCCCAGUAACAGGACAGAGGGACAGUUAUUACUCAGGUAAAAUACAGAAGUAACCAACGCUCUUCCACAUAAGCACUGAACACAAACACAACCCAGGAAAUAAUGGCAGCUUAAACAGGUCUGGAAAUGAUCAAAAUCAUUCAGAAAUAUGGUAGGAUGUUAUGUAGCAAUUACUGCCUUUGUCAUGAUUACAGCUGUGCUUUUGUAUAUAUUUGCCUGAGUUUAUUUGAACUGUACUACUGAGGUGAUUUUUUGUUUUUGUUUUUUCAUAAGCUAGGGCCUCAUCCUAUUAGUACUUAGAAGUAGCUAAAGAGCCUUCUCAACUUCCCCUGUCUUAGUGGGUGAAGGAUGAGUAUUCUACAUAAAAACACUGACAGAGCUCAAGCAACCUCCUGUGUGGCAGGUGGCUUUUGUCAUAUGAGCAAUUAAUGGUGGGGGCCACCCCUGAUUAUAUUAAAUCUGGUUUUAUGCUAACAUGAAGUGAUUCAUUCCUCCUUACUAAAUAAAAAGCUAAUGCAUUUCUAUCUUUCAGCAUUAUAAAAAAUAAAAUAAGAUGUUUAACAAAAUGAGUCUCUUCCAG
Molecule: messenger RNA, 4248 nt
Organism: Calypte anna (Anna's hummingbird)
Lineage: Eukaryota; Metazoa; Chordata; Aves; Apodiformes; Trochilidae
Gene: CSF1R
Product: colony stimulating factor 1 receptor
Exons: 21
Coding region: 108-3011 (967 amino acids)
Biological process (GO): multicellular organism development; positive regulation of kinase activity; cell surface receptor protein tyrosine kinase signaling pathway
Cellular component (GO): CSF1-CSF1R complex; signaling receptor complex
Molecular function (GO): ATP binding; cytokine binding; macrophage colony-stimulating factor receptor activity
Source: RefSeq, a predicted model, not a curated record